AUGACACGUUACUCCGGUUAUGUAAACCCCUUCGAUAUGCUCACUACUCCGUUUGCAAGAACAAAGAAACCCAUCAAUGUACACCAAUUCUCACCUUGCAUCGAGCAAAUUCGAAGGACUUGUGUAGUCCUAAGAUCAGAUUUUUCAUUGUCAAUCUUUAUACAUGAUUUUGGUUGUGAUGUCUUGAGUUAUGCAGAAAUAAGAGUGUUCGAGGUGUUUCUCAGAACAUUCGAAGUGAAAGAAGUGAGUACUAUGAAUAGUGAGAGCCAUGAAGAGGACAAUGAAAGAUCGAGACCAAGCAACGUUCAAACGAAGACAACUCUUAUAAUACUAUUUCAGUCGUCAUGGCUCGGCCUUGUAGCGAAGCAAGAGGUCACACCGGCUACUUACCGUUCACAAGACUCCAGUGUCUAUCUGAGUCUAAAGCUUGGAUAUUUAAUCUGA
Messenger RNA from Eruca vesicaria subsp. sativa (arugula), 444 nucleotides. The record is from the annotation of a GenBank genome assembly. NCBI's taxonomy places the organism in Eukaryota, Viridiplantae, Streptophyta, Magnoliopsida, Brassicales, Brassicaceae.